AUGAACUUAGUUCCAAGGAAAAAAAAAAAACUUUUCCAUUCCUUCUUCUGAUGUCUACAGAUUAACAUUUGCAGAAUUUCCUCAUACUCGGACCUGCUGCAGUUCUGUAAAGUCGCAGUAAAAAUGAAUAGAAAAUGCAAAUAUUAUUUAGAAGAUUCUAAUGAAUUUACGUGGGAUGAAGUUGAACUUGAAGCUUUCAAGAAAGUAAUUAUCGAAAGAAAAUUGAAUCAUUGCAUGGACGACAUAUUCCUUUUAGGAUUUCUUCGAGCCAGAAAAUAUAACAGAGAUAAAGCGUUAAAAUUAUUAAAAAAUUAUUAUUAUGCCAGAAGAAAAUAUACAAAUUUCUUUACAAAUCUUAAUCCUUUAACGUUAGAAAAUGCUUUGAAUUUCAACUUUGUACAAUUUUUACCAAAUCCGGAUCAAGAUGGACGAUUCAUUGCUGUUGCAAGAAUCAGCCAUUGGCAUACAUCGAUUAGUGCCAUGGACGUGGCACGUUGCUUCUUUUUAUUCUUUGAUUUUCAGUUAAAUUACCAUCGUACCCAAGUUAAUGGCAUUGUUGUAAUUAUAAAUACAAAAGAUACAACAUGGAAGCAUGUCGUACAGUUUACACCGAAUUUCAUCGUUUCAUUACUGGAUACUCUAUAUGAUUCGUAUCAAAUACGCUAUAAAGAAAUACAUUUUGUCAACAUGAAUCGACUAUUUCAAGCAAUUAUGACUAUUGCAUAUCCUUUGAUGCCUUACAAACUCAGAAAAAGAAUGCAUUUCCAUGGAUCAGAUAUGAAAUCACUGCAUAAAUUCGUCAAUCCAAAGUAUCUUCCGGCUGAUUUCGAUGGACAAUUAUCGACUUUCGAUACGACUAAAGCUAAUCAGAUACUUAAAGAUAACGAAGAAUUUUUCCAUAUCAACGAAAAAACUUGGAAACAAACUCUAUGAUAAAAAUAUACACAGGGUGGACCAAAAGUCAGUUAACUGUUGUAAAGACAAACAUUUUAAACCAUGCUUUUAAUCAUUGUUGAUCAUAUUUAAAUACUUAAUCAAGUUUCUAUUAAUUUUCAGCAAAGAAAAAAAAUCACCCAGUUAACGGAUUUUUGGG
This is a messenger RNA of Centruroides sculpturatus (bark scorpion), 1093 nucleotides long. RefSeq names its product alpha-tocopherol transfer protein-like. The record is from RefSeq and is a predicted model, not a curated record. Gene Ontology annotation, molecular function: phosphatidylinositol bisphosphate binding. NCBI's taxonomy places the organism in Eukaryota, Metazoa, Arthropoda, Arachnida, Scorpiones, Buthidae. The transcript has 5 exons. Bases 124 to 933 code for a protein of 269 amino acids. Gene Ontology annotation, cellular component: membrane.